UUGGUUAAAGAAAAAGAGGAAAGACUGAAAAAAUAUUUUAAUGCGUGUUAUUUUCUACAAAAUUCAAUAAAAAUCAAAUAAAUUGAAAUCGAAAACCACAAAUUUCCAGAAAAUAAAAUGGUCAAUACAGUUUUAAAUAAAUUUUUGCUACUUGCCGGCUUUGCCAGUUUAGCUCAUGCUGCUUAUUCAGCGGCUCAUUAUCGCACCUAUUUACGUUUAACCGAACAAGAAUUCACUAAACUACCCCUGGAUGUCGUUGUCCAAAUUGUGGUCAGUUUGAUUGUUGUCAUUUACAAUGUUAUACAAAUUGUGGGUAAUUUUAAGGAAAUUCGUGCUACCGUAGAUAUGCAAGCCAAGUCCUGGGAUACUUUGGGCAAUUUUCCCUCAUUUUAUUCAUUUAAUCACCGUGGUAAAGCCCUAUCGAACAUUUAUAUACCCGAAGAGGAGGCUGAAGAUGAUUCUUAACUUAAUGUGUAUUUAUCAUAAAUUAUUAUAAAGUCUUAAAUUGAAAAGUAACAAAAUUUGAAUCUUUAAAUGUGAUAAAACACAAUAGAGCGAUGGUGCGGAGCUAAAUGGUAAAGCUAUAUAUUUUUCUAAAUAAAAAGUAUUGGAGAACAACAUUGGAAUUUGAACUAAAA
Messenger RNA from Calliphora vicina (urban bluebottle blowfly), 638 nucleotides. It is a transcript of the gene EMC5, whose product is annotated as ER membrane protein complex subunit 5. NCBI's taxonomy places the organism in Eukaryota, Metazoa, Arthropoda, Insecta, Diptera, Calliphoridae. The transcript has 4 exons. The record is from RefSeq and is a predicted model, not a curated record. The coding region runs from base 118 to 465 and encodes 115 amino acids.